AUGUCGAGCAGCAUAGAUCACGAUGCUCUUACGAGCGAGCUCAUGGCCAUGGCCGGAAUUUCCACCGAACAGGCCACCCAAUACCUUUCUGCCAACAAUUGGGAUCUCGCCGCCGCAGCUCAAGCAUACUUCGCCGACGAGGAAGAAGAUGACGCAGGUGCUCCUCUUGAUACUUCUACCUCUGCAGACUAUAGCAAUUAUACUGGUCCGCGCACUCUCGAUGGACGUCCUGCCCCGCAGUCUAUUCCUACCACGUCCAGCUCCUCCAAGCGAGCGCCCAAGAAGAAAGGACUUGCUACAUUAAGCUCAAUCGGUGGCGGCCACGGACAUGAUCAUGGUGAUGAUGACGACGACGAUGAAGACGAUGACUCGCAUAGGGACACAUAUGCUGGAGGCGAGAAGAGUGGACUUGCUAUUCAAGACCCGAAUCAACGUACAGAUAGUAGACAACUCGUGAACGAUCUUCUUGCGGAGGCUGCUGGCAAUUCGCAGCGUCCCGAGGCUUCUUCUCAAGCUGGCCCUUCCAGCGCGGCUUCUUUCCGCGGCGCCGGACAAACUCUCGGUGGCGAAGGCGCUCCUAGCCGCACGAUUCCAGACCCUCUCGGAGCUGCCGGUUCUGCUAGUCGUGCGCGUCCUACGGGCAAGGUUCAAGAGCGAACAUUACAUCUAUGGCGUGAUGGUUUCAGCGUCGACGACGGAGAGCUACGCCGUUUUGAUGAUCCCGAGAACACCGAUGCUUUGCGCAUGAUACAGCAAGGCCGUGCUCCCAUCCACCUGAUGAACGUUAGGCUUGACGAGCCUCUAGACGUCAAGCUUCAGCAGCACGACGAGAACUACCGACAACUUCCUAAAGUGUAUAAGCCGUUUGGUGGUGAGGGUCGCCGCUUAGGAAGCCCAGUUCCGGGAGAAUCUGCCGCUGCUGCUGCGGCUGCCGCUGUACCCUCCUCGUCGACCUCGAGCACACCAGCAGCAGCACAAUUGGCGGCGCCGAGUACGGCUGUAGACGACUCUCAGCCCACGGUCAUGAUCCGAAUCCAGAUGCCUGACGGUACGCGACUGCCGGCUCGAUUCAACACGUCGCAUACGGUCAACGACGUAUAUGACUUCAUCUCCCGAUCCUCCCCAGAAUUACGAGCUGGUGGAUGGGUGUUAGCUACGACGUUCCCCAACAAAGACCACACGGAUAAGUCAUUAGUACUAGGCGAUAUGGCCGAGUUCAAGAAGGGCGGUACUGCUAUGGUGAAGAAGAACAAAUGA
Daldinia childiae is the source of this 1257-nucleotide messenger RNA. RefSeq names its product UBX domain-containing protein 1. NCBI's taxonomy places the organism in Eukaryota, Fungi, Ascomycota, Sordariomycetes, Xylariales, Hypoxylaceae. The record is from RefSeq and is a predicted model, not a curated record. The coding region runs from base 1 to 1257 and encodes 418 amino acids. Gene Ontology annotation, molecular function: ubiquitin binding. Gene Ontology annotation, cellular component: nucleus; cytosol. The transcript has 3 exons. Gene Ontology annotation, biological process: autophagosome assembly; membrane fusion; Golgi organization.